AUGACGGACGACGCGGAGCAAGGCUCCGGCCACUCCUUGGCGAAGGCCGAGGAGACCACGGCUCAGCGCUUUAGCGCUCUCCAGACUCAGCUGUUGUGCGCGGCCGUCCAUUUCUUCCACCGCCACAUCCGUUCCGACGCGGACGUGUUGCAACGGAUGGAGGGCAACCAAAUGUUCCGGCUCUUCUUUGAGGUUCCCUACCACAACAAACCGGACUUGAACCGGAUUUUCCCGGAGUCUGUCCACGACUGUUCGGCGUUGCACGUUUGCUCCUUCAUCCUGAGCAUCCUCCACCAGGGCAUCUUCAGCGUCUCCGCCUUCAUCGUGAGCGUGAUUUACUUGAGCAGGUUCAAAGAGAGCUCCAGGAUUACCCUCCACGCCUGCACUUGGCGUCCACUGUUCCUCACGUCGCUACUCCUUGCUGACAAGAUGUGGGAGGACAAGCCGGUUCGCAACAGCUCUCUGGCGAAGCUCUUUCCGGUCCUUAGCAACGGGGAGCUCAACCGCAUGGAGAGCGAGUUCCUGCAGGAGAUCAAGUUCAACGUGCUGGUGAAGCCGGACCUCUUCUGCUCGUUCUGUGAGAAGUUGCUAGCGGAGCAGGUUCACCAAGAGAUCUCUCACUGCGUCAUCCAGUCAGAGUAUGCGGCCACGCUCCAGGUUGACUGCGAGGCGGACAAGGCUACGACGAAGGCCACUCCAAAGGAGGAGGUCGCAGCGGAGAAGCCGCCAGACGCGGGCCACGUGGCAGCCAAGCAUCCGGAGAUCCGGAAGGUCAACGGCAGCUCGCCCGAUGGCAUCAGGCCAGGCUCAUGGCAUGGCGAGGUCAAGCGCCCAUCGGUGGUCCACCAUGCCACGCAGGCCCACAAAGUCCAGGACCCGCCGCAUGCUGCCUACGCCACGCAGGAGCUGCGGACGAGGGCUGGCGCUGCGGCCGCCCCGCGCUCUGUCUCGGUGCAACCCCUGCGCGCAGGAGAGAAGGCAGAGGAGCACGUCGAGGACCCCUUGCGAGGGGCCCCUGCCAGCUCCACUGGCUCCACGCCCAUCGUAGUCCAGCCGCCGAUGAGGCGGUCUCUUCCCGCCAAGGGCACCACGACGACUCAGUACGUUCAGCUUGCGCGCGCACCGUCUGUGGGCAGCACAGCAGGCUUCGUGAGACGCGGUGAGGUGGCUGCGGCACCGGGCAUCCAAGCCCGAGGCGCACACUACCCGGUAGCAUCGGCAGUGCCGAUGCAGCAAUCGCCGAGGUCACCACCUCCGCCAGUACCACCGACCCUCCUUGGCCACGAGGCUCCCAUGGGGCAGCUACAGGGCGCUGCCUAUCGGGCACAGACGCCCACCGGCAUGCCUUGCAGCCAGGUCAGCUCGGUGGUUGCCCAACCGGUGCGCGCCACUCCAGUUGUGGCCGUCCACAGCGUGGUCCAGCAGAAGCCACGAUCAUCCUCCGCUCCGCGAGUCUCCGGUGUGGUUCACUCGCAAGCGGGCGCCAAUGUCCGAGCAUCUUCGCAGCCCAUGCGCCAGUCUGUGAUCAUGCGACAGGUGCCGCAGGGCCACGCAGUGCAGGCCCAGCUCUCCGGUGGCCAUCAGCCAUGUGGCACCCGGCAGGUCAUGCUCACGAAUGCUAAUGUACAAAUGGCCGGCGCGGUCGGCGCGGUGCCGAGUCGAGUGGUGGUGACCCGAGGCACCGUGGGCGGAUAUCCCACAGCCGCUCGGAACGCCUCACCGGCCGUGGCAAUGCCGACCAGCCCGAACUGCGCAGUGUGUGCUGUGCCGGCUGGGGUGCGACAGCCUCACCUGCUGGCCUCACGUGGACGAUCUGUACCGCCCGUCGGAGCACCUCAAGCAGGGCCAGCGCGGCCGCAGCGGUCAGCCACGCCGACGCUUCAGAGCGGCAUGGCUCCGCAGGUCAUCCAGCGGCAUUCCAUGGGAACUACCCUCCUCCAGCGUCCAGGCCUUGUAUGA
Molecule: messenger RNA, 1959 nt
Organism: Symbiodinium natans
Lineage: Eukaryota; Dinophyceae; Suessiales; Symbiodiniaceae
Source: the annotation of a GenBank genome assembly